AUGUCUAAGAACGUCGUAAUUAUUGGGGUAUCCGUUGGUGGAAGUCAAGCGGCGAAGUGGGACGCCGAAACAUGGGCCCCGCUUGCAGAUCUGGCAAAGAAUCACCCAGAGGCAGGUGUACACUUCCAAGAAUGUGAGAUUCACAGCCGUGCUAAAGACGCCGGUUCCGCAACUGCCACCUGGUUUGCGGAUCUCCUAUCCUCAAAUCCCUGGUUUGCGAAGGUCGUGCCAAAUUUCCGGACUCUAGGAAAAGAUUCACUUGGACCCGGUAUCGACUCCGCGACUGCCUUCACCUCAGUUUGUAUCAACACAGCAAUCUACUUGCCAUGGCUCGUCUCACAAUGCUUGGCCAACGGCGUGACUUUCAAGCGAGCGAUUUUCGAGCACAUUCGCGAUGCCUCCGCCCCCGGUACUCACCCGGGCGGGAACGUCGAUCUGAUCGUCAACUGCACCGGACUCAUGGCCUCAAAGCUCGGAGGUGUAGAGGAUACGGCUGUGGUUCCGGCUCGGGGGCAGAUUGUUUUGGUUCGAAACGAGGCCGGGAAAAUGCUGGAUGUAUCGGGAACCGACGAUGGCGAUGACGAAGCGUGCUAUGUUAUGACCAGGGCCGCGGGCGGAGGCACAAUUCUCGGCGGGUCGUACCAGAAGGGUAGCUGGGAGUCUCAGCCAGAUCCCAAUCUUGCUCUUCGAAUUAUGAAGCGCGCUGUGGCAAUGUGUCCCGCACUGACAAAUGGCCGAGGAGUUGAGCAUCUCGAUGUGAUCAGACAUGGCGUCGGUCUACGCCCAGUUCGUGAGGGUGGCACUAGAAUUGAGAAGGAGGUUAUUGCGGGGAUAAAUGUAGUGCAUAACUACGGCGCUGGAGGUGCUGGAUAUCAGUCAUCGUAUGGCUGCGCACUUGAGACAGUGAAUCUGAUCGAGGAGUCUCUGGGCCCUCGCUCCAGACUGUAA
Messenger RNA from Penicillium brevicompactum, 948 nucleotides. RefSeq names its product FAD-dependent oxidoreductase. NCBI's taxonomy places the organism in Eukaryota, Fungi, Ascomycota, Eurotiomycetes, Eurotiales, Aspergillaceae. The transcript has 4 exons. Gene Ontology annotation, molecular function: FAD binding; D-amino-acid oxidase activity. The coding region runs from base 1 to 948 and encodes 315 amino acids. The record is from RefSeq and is a predicted model, not a curated record.